Molecule: messenger RNA, 12571 nt
Organism: Pectinophora gossypiella (pink bollworm)
Lineage: Eukaryota; Metazoa; Arthropoda; Insecta; Lepidoptera; Gelechiidae
Exons: 3
Coding region: 144-10931 (3595 amino acids)
Source: RefSeq, a predicted model, not a curated record
AGUGAAUGUUUUUAUCGAAUAUUUUACAUGAUUUUCUAUAAAAAUUCUAGUGUUUUUCUGUGUUACACGUUAAAAAUAAUACGAAAUAUGGAUUGAAGCUUCCCUCCGGUGAUAUUUCAUUGUUGCAUAGCAUCAGUUUCAAGAUGGAGGACGAUAUUGACAUAGAGGAACAUGAUGUUCUCGAGCAUCCCCGGAUACGGAACAUAUUUCCGGACAUCACGCAGAUCAAGACUGAAGUGCCAGACGAUGAUUAUGAAGACGACACAAUGGACCUCGAAGCUGACGACGACGAGGAUUCUCCCCACAACCAAAGACAAGACAAAACAAUACUAGGUUGCAAACGAAACAAUUUGCGAAUACAUGAACGAUACCAGAAUGGUGAAUCCGUUCUGGUUUUUCGUCGGAAACCAAUUAAAGUAAAACAAACUGCGGUCAAAGAAGAGGUAGAAGGUAAUAACUGUGAACGCAAGGAAGCGACUGAUAUAUCUACAGAAGAGUCGACUCGGUCUAUCGCUCUAGGAAGGGCUAUCCCUUCCGAUUGCACCCAAACUGACAGUAUUCGUAAUGACUGCAGUAAUACCGAAGAAGACGACGCAAGAGGUUCAGAUAACGAUGCUGGGUAUAAUGAUCCACAAGUGUCCAAAGAAAAAGAUACAGAUGUGGCCAAAAAUGUUGUAGUGUUACUACAGAACUGGGGACCUUGGCUAGAAAGUAGUCCUUGCUACUGUAAAGAGUGUCAGAUUCUAUUCCCUACAACCAAUACGUUGCAAGUCCACAACAGGACUGCGCAUUCAUUCGAUAUCCAUGCCAAUGAAGCCAUAAAAUCAACAGCCAAAGACAGAAACCAUACUGACAAAAACACCGGUGCUGUUGGUAAAUACUACAGCUAUUGCCAAGUAAAUUUUCCCGACUCAGAAUCGCUUAUUGAUCAUUUAUAUGAAAAUGAUGAUAUAUAUGUGGACAAGGAAAAAUCUGCACUGCAAAAAGUAUCAAUUCCAACGAAAGGGUUUGGUAAAAAAGGCACGCUCAAAGUCCAGGGCAGUCAGCAAAGUUUAAACACUGAAUCUAAUCGUCGCUUUUGGCACUGCAUCAUCUGCGGAUUCUUCUUUAAAAUGAGGAGGUGUUACAUAAAACACGUGAUACAUAAUCACUCUACAAGUGAUAUAGAUUUGAUUCAAGUGGCAUAUAAUGGACAGUGCCCGCACUGUGAGCUUGUCUCUGACCAACCAACGGCCCAUAACUUACACAUUACCACUGCACACAAAUCGAUUUUCACAGCGAAAGGCAGCUCUUCGGAGAAGACUGACACAAAUCCCUCUAAACUGCCCCAGAGAGAAACGCCAAUCCCAACAGUUGGCCGUAAGAAACAACCUGUUCCAAAAUCAGUGUUGUAUAAAUGCAACAAGUGUCCGUUGCACUUUACAUCGUGUGCGGUUGGUGCACUGCACUCCAAACACUGUUUACAGGACAAAGACGUGAUAGAUAACUGGCAGUGUACAACGUGUCUUCGCAAUAUCAAAGUUACAGACGCACUGGUACACCAAUUUCAACACCAGCACACGUACAAUUUCAACGUUUACGUUUGCGAAGACAAUAUUUACGGGAAAGUCCUAAACGAAUGCCCUAAGUGUGGACUAUAUUUUUGCGAGAAGGAAUUCUUCAAUCAUGUCAUAACUGAAUGCAAAGGAGCUUCAGUAAACUGCGAGAACUGCAGUCUACCGAUACACGUUUCAUCUGUAGACGAACACAAACAUUGGCAUCAGACGCUGGAUUUAACGAAGCAGGAUUUAAUCUUGGUUGAGUACAUAAAACAAUAUACAAUUGAAAUGGACUCAAAAGUUAGAGUAAAGAGAAAACUAACAGGAGCUAAGCCAUCAACUUCAGCAAAACGACAGAAGUUAGUUGCGAUGACUCGGAAGAAGUUGAUAGUGUAUUACUGUGAGUAUUGCUGCUGCUAUUUCACAGACUCACGACUGCAGAUACACGAGGAACGCAAAUGCACAUCUAAAUGGUUUCACGCUGUAAGGGGAAUCUGUAAAAUUUGUGGCCUCACCCACUGGUCCGAUAAACUUUUCACAAUUCACGAAGACCCAGGUAUGCCCGUUUUGGACUUCCAGUUUAUUUCAGUGAAAACCAAAAGAUAUAUCGUACCACCAAUGCCCAAUUUCAAUAAAUGUAAUAAGUGUGAAAUCUAUUUCCUUGAUGACCAAUUUCAUAAAUGCGCGCGUCGUUACAAAACUUGUAAUCUUUGCAAAAAUCAAUUUAGUCAUCUAGCUUAUUUAAUACACAUGCGCUUUCACGACUACCCGCAGUUAACAAAUGUCUGGAAAAUACUGUACCGGUGUCAAUCAUGUGAUAUUCUGUACGACUCCCACGACCAGGCCGUCGACCAUUGCCAGAAACAUUUCAACAACAUGGAAAGUUACGACGUCACAGUAGAGCACUGUGAUAUUUGCGACUUGAAGUUUGACAGCGCUUGCUUCGACUACCACAAGGAUAUCCACGAAUUGAACGAUACAAUUAAGAAGGGUUCCUUUCAAAUUAUUACCUUUCUUUACACCGAACUGUUUACGUCAAAGUGGGAAGACAUGUUAAAUUCAACCAGUAUACCGAAGAAGAAUUUAUUAUCGGGAAGUAUUUAUUCCUAUGACAGAGGUGUCAAAUUGAGGGUCCUGAAGGAAGAUCAGCCAGCUCUCGGCGCAGCAGCUUCACCACCUGAUCCUAGAAAAAUAUCUCCCAAAAACAAUUCUUUGGAAGUUUUUAAUACCCACAUGAAAUGCCAAAAAAAUAAAAAACCAGUAUUCCAAUGCGCUAAGUGUAAUAUCCAUGUUCACCCAUCGUCCCUUACAGACCAUGUGAUCUGUUGCAGAGGAGUUCAAUUUAAACGUGUGGCUAAAUCUCGCAAGUUUUGCAGUCCUUUAGCUAGAGACAUGCACGAGGCCCAACACAAAUUCACAAACACAUUUAAAACUGUCAUCUUCAACGAAGAAGGAGACAAGGAAUUCAAUGAAACAUUGAGACAGAACAACAUUGCAACACAAACAAACACCAUGUCUGACAAUGAAAACCUCCAUGGCGAGGUUGAAGGUAUAGCUAGCACAUAUCAGACCCAACACAAAUUGGCUAACACAGUUAAAACUUACUUCAACAAUAAAAGAGACAAUGAAUUCAAUGAAACAUUAAAACAGAACAACCUUGGAGCACAGAUAAAUACAAAUUCUGACAAUGAAGGUAGGUUCCACUAUUAUCAAUGCAAAAAGUGUAAAUGCUGCUCAGUUCAUAGACACCCACAUAGAUGCAAAUAUGGAAAAAAAAGAAAGCGCUGUGAAAUAUGCGACUUGUUUUUCUAUAGGUGCAAUAAGAAGCAUGAAACUUUGCACAAAAAUGAGAUAUUAAGCAGAGACAUGAUUAAAAUAACUCUUUUCCAUCCCACCUCAGGCAAAAAAUAUAAAUCGAUUGCAACUCAACGAACCAAAGCCGUUGUAAGACUUUACAAAUGCGAUUGCGGCCUACAUUUCACGUCGACUGAAGCUAUAGAAAAACAUUCCGAAUCGUUUUGCAAGGGAGCGAAGAUUUUUAAGGAGAAGUGUAGUAAAUGCAAUCGACUUUUCGACAUUACCCAGCUGGUCACGCACCUGUGCAAGCAUCAUAUCAACGGGCGAAAUGUUACUUUUGAAGUAGUACCGUGCAGCAAAAGAAAACUAAGUGCUCCUAAAUACCUUGUAUACCAAUGUAGCGAUUGUCAAUAUUUAUUUUGUGAUAAAAAAUCAUUUUCAAUUCACGAGCCUACUUGCGGGGCGGAUGGUGGCUGCUGUUCUAUUUGCGGCUUCAAAUUUCUCUCAACUUCCACACAUAACAGUAUACACAAGAAUUGCUUUGAACUCUCUAUUGCGGAUUACAACAUUGUGCAUCUAACCCCAAUAAAGGAGAAGUUUAGACGUGUGUACAAAUGCAGCGAUUGUGAUAUUAAUUUCAUAUCAUACGAUGAAGUUAACAACCACGUUUACUCUGAAAGACAUGACACAUCUUAUGCUGUCCCUUGCUUGGAGUGUGGACUAAAAUUUAAGUCUGUUACUUUACCCACGCAUAUUUCUGUCCAGCAUAAAGACCACAAGUGUACACGUGAUGACUUAGUAAUCGAACUUGUUCCGCACAGACCACUUGAUUUCGUAGAUAAAACUGUUGAGAUAGAGCAACUAAAUUCAGGAGCACACAAUAUCAUUUCUGAAGGUGAAUAUGGCCAAAGUCACGAAGCUGUCAAUACCAGGAACUUUGCGCCAAUGAUAACUGUCGACGACAAAUUGAACGAGACUGAAAACUCAGACACUGAAGUCAUAUCAGACCCUGAAGAACCAUUUACAGGUUUUACCGAUACUACAACCUCGGCUAUAGAAUCUUUGAAACUAUCCCUGAAAGCCAACCCAAAAUCUAUAAUUGGCCCGAAUAAUGACGUGGGCAACCAUGCUAAUGCUGAUGAAGACAUCGAUAAUGAUGUGUGCUAUAUUGCUAAUGCUAAGGAAGAUACUGAUAGUGCCUUAGACAAAAAAGCUAACGCUAAUGAAGAUACUGAUAGUGCCUUAGACAAAAAUGCUAAUGCUAAUGAAGAUACCGAUAGUGCCUUAGACAAUAAUGCUAAUGCUAAUGAAGAUACUGAUAGUGCCUUAGACAAUAAUGCUAAUGAACACACUGAUAAUAAUGUGUUCUAUAUUGCUAAUACUGAUCAAGAUACCGAUAAUAACAUAUGCAACAAUGCUAACGCUGAUGACGACAUCAAUCAUGAUGUGUGCAAUAAUGAUGCUUAUGCUGAUGAAGACUCCGAUAAUAACAUGAGCAACGAUGCUAAUGCUAAUGAAGAUGCUGAUAGUGUCUUGGAAAAUAAUGCUAAUGCUAAUGAACACACUUAUAAUGAUGUGUGCAACGAUGAUAAUGAAGACACCGGUAAUGACGUGUGCAAUGAUGCUAAUGAACAUACUGAAAAUGACAAUAAUGCUAAUGAUGAUCAAGAUACUGAUACUCACUUGAACAAUGACUCUAAUACUGAUGAACACACCGAUAAUUGUGUAUGCAAUGACGCUUAUGCUGAUGAAGAUACUGCUAUCUGUAUCCAAGAUACUAUUGUCGUGGACAAUAAUGCAAAUGAAAACACUGAUAAUGAUGUGUGCCAUAUUGCUAAUACUGAUCAAGAUACCGAUAAUAACAUAUGCAACGAUGCUAAUGCUGAUGAAGACACCGGUAAUGCUAUGUGCAUUGAUGCUAAUGAACAUACUGAAAAUGUCUUGGACAAUAAUGCUAAUGCUGACACCGAUAAUGAUGUAUGCUAUAUUGCCGAUGAUGAUGAAGAUACCGAUAAUAACAUAUGCAACGAUGCUAAUGCUGAUGAAAACAUCGGUAAUGAUGUGUGCAAUGAUGCUAAUAAACAUACUGAUAAUGUCUUUGACAAUUAUGCUAAUGCUGACACCGAUAAUAAUGUGUGCUAUAUUGGUAAUACGUAUCAAGAUAACGAUGACAACAUAUGCAACGAUGCAAAUACUGAUGAAAGCAUCGGUAAUGAUGUGUGCAAUGAUGCUUAUAAACAUACUGAAAAUGACUUGGACAAUAAUUCUAAUGACACCGAUAAUGAUGUGUGCUAUAUUGCUAAUACUGAUCAAGAUACCGAUAAUAUCAUAUGCAACGAUGCUAAUGCUAAUGAAGACAUCGAUAAUGAUGUGUGCAAUGAUGCUAAUGAACAUACUGAAAAUGACAAUAACGCUAAUGAUGAUCAAGAUACCGAUAAUAACAUAUGCAACGAUGCUAAUGCUGAUGAAAACAUCGGUAAUGAUGUGUGCAAUGAUGCUAAUAAACAUACUGAUAAUGUCUUUGACAAUUAUGCUAAUGCUGACACCGAUAAUAAUGUGUGCUAUAUUGGUAAUACGUAUCAAGAUAACGAUGACAACAUAUGCAACGAUGCAAAUACUGAUGAAAGCAUCGGUAAUGAUGUGUGCAAUGAUGCUUAUAAACAUACUGAAAAUGACUUGGACAAUAAUUCUAAUGACACCGAUAAUGAUGUGUGCUAUAUUGCUAAUACUGAUCAAGAUACCGAUAAUAUCAUAUGCAACGAUGCUAAUGCUAAUGAAGACAUCGAUAAUGAUGUGUGCAAUGAUGCUAAUGAACAUACUGAAAAUGACAAUAACGCUAAUGAUGAUCAAGAUACCGAUAAUAACAUGUGCAACGAUGCUAAUACUGAUGGACACACUGAUAAUUAUGUAUGCAACGAUGCUUAUGCUGACGAAGGUACUGCUAUCUGUAUCCAAGACACUAUUGUCUUGGACAAUAAUGCUAAUGCUGACACCGAUAAUGAUGUGUGCUAUAUUCCCGAUGAUGAUCAAGAUACCGAUAAUAACAUGAGCAACGAUGCUAAUGCUUAUAAAGAUGCUGAUAGUGUCUUGGACAAUAAUGCUAAUGCUAAUGAAGUCACUGAUAAUGAUGUGUGCUUUAUUGCUAAUACUGAUCAAGAUACCGAUAAUAACAUAUGCAUCGAUGCUAAUGCUAAUGAAGAUAUCAAUAAUGAUGUGUGCAAUGAUGCUAAUGAACAUACUGAAAGUGACAAUAAUGCUAAUGAUGAUCAAGAUACCGAUAAUAACAUGUGCAACGAUGCUAAUACUGAUGGACACACUGAUAAUUAUGUAUGCAAUGAUGCUUAUGCUGAUGAAGAUACUGCUAUCUGUAUCCAAGACACUAUUGUCUUGGACAAUAAUGCUAAUGAAAACACUGAUAAUGAUGUGUGCCAUAUUGCUAAGACUGAUCAAGAUACCGAUAAUAACAUAUGCAACGAUGCUAAGGCUGAUGAAAACAUCGGUAAUGAUGUGUGCAAUGAUGCUAAUAAACAUACUGAAAAUGUCUUUGACAAUAAUGCUAAUGCUGACACCGAUAAUAAUGUGUGCUAUAUUGGUAAUACGUAUCAAGAUAACGAUGACAACAUAUGCAACGAUGCAAAUACUGAUGGAAACAUCGGUAAUGAUGUGUGCAAUGAUGCUUAUAAACAUACUGAAAAUGACUUGGACAAUAAUUCUAAUGACACCGAUAAUGAUGUGUGCUAUAUUGGUAAUGGUUAUCAAAAUACCGAUAAAAACAUGUGCAACGAUGCUAAAUCUGAUCAAGAUACUGAUAGUGAUGUGUACAAUGAUGCUAAUUCUGAUGAAGACAGUGAUUAUGACGUGUACAACGACGCUAAAUCUGAUGAAGACACCGAUAGUGAGAUGAGCAAUGAAACUGUAAGUUCAGUAGAAUCAGACGACGAACAUACAACGCCAAGUAAACCAACUGUCACCAAGAAUAAUUCAAUUGAUUCUAGCAAAAGCGCACACGAGAGUAAUCCUAGUUCCAAACCUGAUAUAUACCGAAAUAUAUACAAAUGCUCUUCUUGUUCAACUCAUUUUUUACUAAAAAGCGAUCUCACAUUACACGGUAUCACUAAGAGCACAUUACGUAGUUGCAAUACAGGCCGCCCUAAUUGCGAAGCAUGUAAAAUUUGCGGUUUAACUUUCGCAGCAAAAGUCCUGCCUGCUCACAUUCAUAUACAUCACAAGCAGUACACUUUCAGUCUUAAAGAUUUUAACGUUAUUGACAGUGACAAGUUAGCACAUAAUAUCGUCAAUUAUAGUGUUAGUAAAUCGAUGGAAACCGACGAUGGUGUUUAUGCUGAUGAAGACUCCGAUAGUAACAUGAGCAACGAUGCUAAUGAAGAUGCUGAUAGUGUCUUGGACAAUAAUGCUAAUGAAGACACUGAUAAUGAUGUGUGUUAUAUUGCUAAUACUGAUCAAGAUACCGAUAAUAACACAUGCAACGAUGCUAAUGAUGAUGAAGACAGCGGUAAUGAUGUGUGCAAUGAUGCUAAUGAAUAUACUGAAAAUGACAAUAAUGCUAAUGAUGAUCAAGAUACUUAUAAUCACUUGAACAAUGACGCUAAUACUGAUGAACACACCAAUAAUUAUGUAUGCAACGAUGCUUAUGCUGCUGAAGAUACUGCUAUCUGUAUCCAAGACGCUAUUGUCUUGGACAAUAAUGCUAAUGAAAACACUGAUAAUGAUGUGUGCCAUAUUGCUAAGACUGAUCAAGAUACCGAUAAUAACAUAUGCAACGAUGCUAAUGCUGAUGAUAACAUCGGUAGUGAUGUGUGUAAUGAUGCUUAUAAACAUACUGAAAAUGACUUGGACAAUAAUUCUAAUGACACCGAUAAUGAUGUUUGCUAUAUUGGUAAUGAUUGUCAAAAUACCGAUAAAAACAUGUACAACGAUGCUAAAUCUGAUCAAGAUACUGAUAGUGAUGUGUACAAUGAUGCUAAUUCUGAUGAAGACAGUGAUUAUGACGUGAACAAGGACGCUAAAUCUGAUGAAGACACCGAUAGUGAGAUGAGCAAUGAAACUGUAAGUUCAGUAGAAUCAGACGACGAACAUAAAACGCCAAGUAAACCACCUGUCACCAAGAAUAAUUCAAUUGUUUCUAGCAAUAAACAAAUAGCACUAAACAAAGCUAUCGACAAAAGCGCACACGAGAGUAAUCCCGAGAGAAAUAUAUUAUACAAAUGCUCUUCUUGUUCAACUCAUUUUUUACUAAAAAGCGAUCUCACAUUGCACGGUAUCACAAGGAGGACAUUGCGUAGUUGCAAUGCAGGCCGCCCUAAUUGUGAAGUAUGUAAAAUUUGCGGUUUAUCUUUCGCAGCAAAAGUCCUGCCUGCUCACAUUCAUAUACAUCACAAGCAGUACAAUUUCAGUCUUACAGACUUUAACGUCAUUGAGAGUGACAUUUUAGCACAUAAUAUCGUCAAUUGUAAUGUUAGUAAAUCGAUGGAAACCGACAUAAAAUCGCGAUCUCAAGUUGCCGUUCCUACUCACAACCGAAACAUAUUAUACAAAUGCUUCAUAUGUUCCGUUCAUUUUAUGUCUUAUGACAGUCUACAUAAACACGUUAAAAAACAUGAAAGUGGUCAGGCUUUGACCACGAGUGUCACAUGUAAAAUUUGCGGCUUGUGUUUCUUCGCCAACACUUUAACGAAACAUAUGCACAUACAACACAGACAGAUGAAAUUAAGUUUAGCAGAUUUUAAAAUUGUUGAGGAGUCUUUAAGACGGAGUGCGCCGAGGCUGUACCAUUGUGAAAAAUGUUCUAAAAAUUUCUUCCGUUACAUUACAUUAGACAUUCACGUGGAGAAGUGUGACGGCGCCAGUAGCGGAUUUACCUGUGUAUGUGGUCUGUCCUUCUCUAAAAAAAGUUUCUCGAGACACAGGAGGCUACAUCACAAAGAUAAUAACUACGCAUUGGAAGAUUUUGAUAUAGUCAAUUUGAAUUUUGAAGACGUAAAUUUAAUGCAGACAAAAAUGCUCCCACAGAUUCAGAAACGUGUACAAAAUAUAAGCACAAAUAAAGUGUCAGCAUUAGAUGCAGAAAAGGCUGUAUGUUAUAGUAAUAAGUUGUAUAAGUGUAAUAUAUGUUAUAUUCACUUCCUAACGGGCGAUAUCUUGGAGUGGCACACAAGAAAUGGCAAACAUGAUAUUCAAAGGUUGACUUGUACUUCUUGUGGGUACGAUUUCGCUGUGGAUCACCUCGCAACACAUGUAUUCAUUCACCACGACAAAAUGGGACUAGCAGCAGAAAACUUUGAAUUUACAAACAGUGCCGAAAUGUUAGAUGACUACGCGCAAACUGCCUAUAGGGCAUCAGACGCUCACGUACAAUCCACCGAAAAUUCAGAAGAUUCUAACAGUAUUCAAAGCUUGGAUUCGGAUAUCGAAAUUGUGGAACACAUAACUGAAGCGAGAGUUAGAAGUGACGCUGAAGUAGAACCGGGACUUGAAAAAGAAUCAGGUGAUAUCAGAGAUGUACAUAACGAAGCAACAAAGCAAGUAUUAAAUUUAGGUUUAUACACUAAUAAACUAUAUAAAUGUGCUAGAUGUUCCAUUCACUUCCUAACAGCCGAUAUCUUGGAGUGGCAUACAAAAAUUGGCAAACACGAUAUUCAAAGGUUGACUUGCACUUCUUGUGGGUACGAUUUCGCUGCUAAUCAUCUCACAACACAUAAAUUCAUUCACCAUGACAAAAUGGGAUUAGCAGCAGGAAACUUUAUAAUUACAAACAAAAUGGAAAUGUUAGGCGACUGCACGCGAACUGCCGAUGCGGCAUCAUACGCUAACGUACACCGUGACACUAACCGUGACAAUACAGAAGAUUUUAACGAUGUUAAAAGCUUAGGUUCAGAUGUCGAAAUUGUGGAACAAAUUACUGAAACGACAGAAGCAAACGUUGCUGAAAUACAGACAGUAACCGAACAAGAAAUAAUUGAUAUCAGCGACGAUCGCGAACUCUUGUUUCUAGAAGGCACUGAAGGAUCAGCAGUAGAUAACGCCGCAUCCACCAUCAAGGAUACAGCUUCAACUGAAAGCGCUGUCAUAUCGGUAUAUACUAAACCUAGCAUUGAUACCGAAAGAUGUAAUGUUGAAGAUGCUGUUGAAAAUAACGCAAAAUCGAGCGAAACGGUCAACAAUGGCACAUGCAAGGAAAAUGGCGUAAACGUUUCCAUUGAAUCACAGAGAAAACAAACGACUCAAAACACGUAUUUAACUAGGUAUUCCGGUGAAAAACCUUAUAAGAUCAAAUUGUUCAAAUGCGGAGAAUGCAAAGUCUGCUUUUUGACUGAAGAUGUUUGCUACAAACACGUUGUUAACCACGUUCCGUUAGACGUGAAGGAUUAUAUCGAAUGCAAACUUUGUGGAUUCCAAUUCCUUAUAGUCGAUACUUUAUCAAGACACAUAGCCAAACACCACCAAGAGCCGUUUAUGUUCGAAGAUGUACUAAUAGAGGAAUACCAACCAACUGCACAUUGUAACGAUACACCAAAAAUUGAACUCUACAGUGCGAUUGAGAAAAUCCAGUCCAAAUUAGUAAGCACAACGAGCUAAGGAAACGAUAGAAUUAAGAUGUGUGUUUAAAUGAUGAUCAUAACAUAAUAUAAACAGCCUAUACAGGGUGUCAGUGACAUCGUAACGAAAACUUUGUGGGGUGAUUCAGACCAUAAUUCUGAGUUGAUAUCAAAUGGAAUUUUCCGUCGCAAAAGUAUAGAACUGAAAAUAAUAUAAAAAAACUCAUGAAUGUCCGAAACGACAGGAAAUUCCACUUGAUAUCAACUCAGAAUCAUGGUCUGAAUCAUCCCCCUCAGUAUUAGUUACGGUGUCACUCACACCUAUACCUACUUGUAUGAUUACCUGUAUGUACUUGUAAGGGGUAUAAGUGACAUCGUAACGAAUACUGAGAGGGAUGAUUCAGCACAUUAUUCUGAGUUAAUAUCAAGUGGAAUUUUCCAUCGCAAAAGUAUAUAAAUGAAAAUAUAUUAUUUUUUAAAUAUCAUGAAUUUUGCGACGGAAAAUUCCACUUGAUAUUAACUCAGAAUCAUGGCCUUAAUCAUCUCCGUUAGUAUUCGUUACGAUGUCACUAACACCCUGUAUACGUCCCCCUGCUGGGCACAGGCUUCCUUGAAAAAGGAAAGCGUUGAAAAUUAAAAUAAAACCUCAUUUAUUUUUUAUAUACUUAAUAAGUUUUUUAUGGUAGACAAUUUUCACGCCGUUAAACCCGUAUUCUAAGAUGUCCACUCGACACGGCCUCAGCUGAGCAUUUUGGUAUUUCAAGUUGACAUUUAAGUCGUCGACUCGAGGACUUUACUCACUGGAGUCGAGCAUGUCAUACUGCCAACAUAAUAAUACGAAAAUGACGUCACGCCUUGCAGGAGUAAACUUGAGUUAACGUUGAGGCUUCUCAGGGUGGUAUUAAUAAACUAAUCUCAGCUGAGACUGCCCUCAAUAUCAUGCUCAAGUCUCUGUUUUUAUAUGAGAACUGUCACAUUGACAUGAUCUUGCGGGCAGUCUCGAAGCUGAGAUUAGUUUAUUAAUACCACACUAAGAAUACCGAAUUGAGCUAAGUUCCUGAUCUUCCUUGAGGUCACCUCAAGUUGAGAACAAAGUCAAGGAAGGUUAGAGUUAACAUCUUAGAAUGCUGGUGUUAGUCUUAAGAAUUAUCUAUUGUUAUAAAUAAAGUGUUAAUCCGUGAUAAUGGUGGUGAUUCCAAUAUACACCAUCUAAUUUUAAGUUAUACCUGUCAUUUUCUUAUCCGCCGAAAAAGAAAGGGACGGGUAAUCAACAGGCAUAAAAUUUAUGGAUACGUCAAUUUUAGGCAGGAAUUUCAAAUACCCUCCAAAUAUUUAUAGAGGUAUAUUGGCCAAUAACCCGACAGAAUUAAGUUUACAGCACACGUCAAACGUGCAUACCAGCGAGAAGCCUAUUUUAUUUUAUUUUACGGGUUAUUAAUUCAUUAUAAAAUUAACAGUUGUCAAUCAUCCGUCCCUUUCCUUUUCGGCGGAUAAGAAAAUGACGGGUAUAACUUAAAAUAAAAUUAGGAGGUGUCUGCAGGAAUCAGGGUCAUUAUUUAACAAAGAAACUCAAAUAAAACUUGUUAAUUUUGAAUUUUUAAUCAUGUUUACUUCAAAAUGUAUAUUUUUGAUAAUUCUGUAAAUAUUAAGAUAAAAAUAAUAAAUUGGUCUUAUUUACAU